AUGUUCCAGCGACUCAAAGCCUCGAUCGACCGCACGAUCGCCGAAGAGCAAGCUCGCCAAAAGCCUGACCAGCCCCCGGUCCAGCGCACCCCCUCCACCUCCCGCGGCGGCGGCUCCACGGCGAAGCAGCGCAACCGGUCUCAGAAGCCCGUUCCCGACCUGCCCGCUGACGCCCCCGCGAACCCAGACCCGGCCGUCUUCGAAGCUGCUUUUAUCCUCGACGACGGCGAGGAGGCCAGCCGCGCAUCGACGCCCAAACCGCCCGGCAUGACGGCCGACGAAAAGACAGAAGGCGUCGAAGAGCUCGGCGCCGCGCAGCAGCAGUCCAACGGGGACAAGGAGAAGGACAGGUCUGAUGGCGCGGGCCAGGCCGAUGCGCCGCAGGAGCUGAGCCCGGAGAUCCGUAGCAAGCUGCGCAAACUGGAGAAGCUCGAGAAGACCUAUCCUGAGCUUCUGCGGUCGUACAGAAUCGCCCACAGCCGCGCCACUUCGAUCGAACCUUUCGAGCGAGCUCUGAAGGAACAUACGAGCGUCACGUCGAUUAAGGAGCCUGAAGCUCUUGUUGAAUACCUCGACUCCCUGAAGCAGAAGGAGCAGCUCAUCAUGGAAGAGUACAAAAAGGUCUCGAUUGAGAAGGACGAGAUGAAGAAGAAACAUCAGGCGACCGAGAGGGAGCUGGCCGAGCUGAAAGACGAGGUCGCCACUCUCAAGGCCAACAGUCACGCCACAGACGGCCCAGUCAAACCCCAGACUGAAAGCAAGGAGCCCGACGCCGCAUCCGACCCGACGAGCAAUCCUUCGUCAGUCAAGUCCCCCGUGCAGUCCGUCCUCGGCAUCUUCUCCCCCAAGCAGAAGCCUCAGGCUCUCGAAGACGACAAGCCCGCCGAAACUGAUGGGGGAGACUUCUUUUCCUACGACGACGAGGUUCCUCAGAUGCAAGCCGACGUCAACGCCAAGACCGAAGAGAUCGAGAAGCUCAAUGCCGAGGUGACCUUGCUGAAGCAAGAGCUCGCUGUUGCCAAAGAGUCCAGCUCUGAGCUCGUUCAAAACCUCGAAAAGUCCACCCGUGAAGCCGGCGAGCUCCGCGACUCAGCCGCUGUCACUGCUACACUCAAGACCCAGCUGGAAGCCAGAGACUCUGAAAUCUCCUCCCUUAACAAAAAGCUGAAAGCGACACAGGCCCAGCUAGAGGAGACCAAGACCAGCCUGUCGAAGGAGCUCGACUCACUGCGUGCAUCCUCCAAAGAGUCACAGACAAAAGCCACUGAAGCUGUCAAACGUGCCGACAAGGAGCAUGCCGAGGUUGAAAAACUUGCCAAGUCCAAGACUGAGUCAGAAAAGAAGAUCAAGAACCUCACCGAGUCGAUCGACGACUUGAAGAAGCUCAAGGCACAGGAUGUAGCCAAGAUUGCCGAGCUCACCAAGAAGCACGCUCAGGCCGCACAAGUAACCGCGAAAGCGCCGGCCCCUGCUACGCCUGCUGCUCCUGCCGCUCCAACAGCCGUGCCGGCUGCCGCGCCUACGACCGCCUCCGCAGCGUCAAAGAAGAAGAACAAGAAGAAGAAGAAGGGUGGCGCAGCAGCAGGCUCGGCAGUAGUCGAAUCUACAAGCGAGCCUGUCACCGAAACCACAGAACCCACUGCAGCUGUCGCGGCUGCGGCCGAGGACCCAAGCACCAGUUCUGCCGAGUUGGAGGCGGAGAUUGCACGUCUCAAGGACGAGGUCACGCUGCGUGACGCACAGAUCGAGCGUCUCUCGAAGCAGCGCAAGACGGAGGAGGAUCUCACCGAAGAGAUUGAGACGCUCCGAGACGAGUUAACUGACAUCGGACAAGGUCACGUCGAGUCUAAGCAGAGGAUCAAGGAGCUCGAGGAGGAGAAGGCCACACUCCAGGCCAGAAUCGAGGAGCUCGAAAGGGAGAUUGGAUCAGCGACGCACGAUGCCGAGGCCCAGGUCAAGCUGCAGAGCGAGUUUGAUGGUCUGCGCAAGGAGUACGACAACCUCAAGAUCAAAUCAACAACUCUGCAGUCAGAUCUGAGCGCCGCGGAGCAGCUUGCACAGACCCGCUACAAAGACCUGACAGACCUGCGUGAGGUGUUGCAAAAGGCUCAGCCGGAGAUGAAGGCUCUUCGACAGGACUCGGCUGCUCUCAAGACGACCAAGGAAGAGCUGGCGACUAAGAUAAGCGAGCUCCGCAACGUUGAGAAGCGAGAGAAGGAUGCCAAGACCGAACUGGCUAAGGCACAGCGGUUGACAACAGAGCGUGAAUCAGACAUCAAGUCACUGCGAGAGAAGCUCAAUGCGGAAUCAAACAGUCGAGUUCGUCUCGAGGAUGCACAGCGUGUGGCCGGGCGAGACCUACGCCGAUCUGAGGCCGAGAAGGUAGAGAUCAGUGCCCGAGAGGAAAAAGCGACUCGCGAGCUACAGGAAAUCAAGGCCGAGGCCAGCAAGUUGAGGCCGCUUGUGAAGGAGCUUGAGGAAGAGGUCGAGAAGCUGCAGUCGGAGAAGAAGUCGCUACAGAAUGAAGCAGCCCUCAAGACACAGCAAUACACCAACGCACAGAGCCUCCUGGGCAGCAUGCGCGACCAGACGGCUGAGUUAUCGACCCAGCUCAAGGAGUCACGGUCGCAGUCGGAAGCGUUGGAGGAAGAGCUAGCCGAGAUUCAGAAGCACCUAUCCGAACGCUCUCGCGAAGCGGAGCGCAUGCGCGGCAUGCUGGCCGACGUGGACGGGCGCGCAGACAGCAAAGUGCGCGAGAUGCGAUCGCGCAUGGAGGCGGCCAUCGAAGAGCGGGACAGAAUCGAAGACGAGUCGAGCACACUGGCGCGUCGCAAGUCACGCGAGACGGAGGAGCAGAAGCAGAAGAUCCGCGAACUAGAGCGCGAGGUCAAGAGUCUGGCCAUCGAAAAGGACGAACUGGAGACGAGGGAACGCGACUGGAGGCGACGACGCGAAGAGCUUGAAGGCGUCGAGGAGAAGACUGAGGCAGAGCUGACAGAGAUGCGGUCGGCCGUUUCAGAUCUACAAUCAGCCCUAGACGCAUCAGAGCAGCAGGUGCGGGAAGCGGAGAAGCAGAAGACGGACCUCCGAAGGCUGUUGGAGGAGUCAAGGCAGCGUUUCGAAAAGGUGUCCAAGGACCUCAAGACGGCACAGACCAAACUCGGGUCCAGUCUCAGCUCGGAGCGCAGCUCGAUGGAUUCGUCACGGUCAGGGGCCAAUGGAGCUGCGGGGCCUGGCGGCGCCGACAACAUGUACCUGAAGACGAUUCUGCUGCAGUUUUUGGAGCAAAAGGACAACAGGUUGAGAGAACAGCUGGUGCCGGUCCUGGGGAGGAUUCUGCAAUUCAACAAGACGGACGAAAAGAAGUGGCGCGAUGCUAUUCAGCACAUCAACGUGCGGUGA
Molecule: messenger RNA, 3402 nt
Organism: Verticillium nonalfalfae
Lineage: Eukaryota; Fungi; Ascomycota; Sordariomycetes; Glomerellales; Plectosphaerellaceae
Exons: 4
Coding region: 1-3402 (1133 amino acids)
Cellular component (GO): Golgi apparatus
Source: RefSeq, a predicted model, not a curated record